GAAAUUAAGCAAAACGAUGCUUCUACCUUUCUUGGAAGCGAAUAUCCACCAUGAUCGCUCCCCUAAAAAGAUGUUGAGGGAAGGCGCAUUAGUACAAGUAGAAAAGCCAUGUGAGAGAAGGUGCUGAAAGGUGGUCAUCUUUUUCUUUCCCUUUUUUGGAACGAACUGUAAGAUUCCGAGCUCGCAAUCAUGUGCCAUGGCGCCUGACGAAGCCCCUAAAAUCCAUCUCAAAGUCCCAAUUUCUCUCUCGAAGUUUAGGAAAAUAAGCAAAUACUCCUCCAUGUUAGUAAAAACUCAUCCCACCAAACUCUACAUCACUCUCCCACUUGAAGUGUUCCCUUCAGCCGUCCAUUUCUCACAUAUGCCUUGUACCCCAAAACCCUCCAACCAACCAAUAACCCUGACCAAGCAAGCCUUUAGUACCCUCUUGAAGUCAUGUUCUUCAAGCCAAAACCAGCUCAAACAACUCCAUGCACUUCUCCUUACAACAGGCCUAUCAAUCAAGAACAGCUUUAUUACCCAUCUUCUUAUCAAUUUUACGCUCUUGGGUGAUAUGUCCUAUGCUCGUCAACUAUUCGAUGAAAUGCACAAGCCGCGAAUAUUCUUAUGGAACACCCUCAUUAAGGGAUACGUGAAAAAUGAACUUCCCAUGGAAGCAUCUUCGAUUUAUAGACAAAUGCACUUUCUUGGUGUUCGUCCUGAUCCCUUUACGUAUCCAUUUGUGGUCAAGGCAUGUGCCAAACUGCCUGAACUGUGGACUGGUGGGGCAGUCCAUGUCCAUGUGAUGAAAUAUGGAUUGGAGUUUGUUUCUAUGGUGAGGACUGAGUUGAUGAUAAUGUAUAUGAAAUUCGGGGAGCUGGGUAGUGCAGAUUUUUUGUUUCAGAGUAUGGUAGAGAGGGAUCUAGUGGCGUGGAAUGCUUUAAUUGCAGCCUGCGUGCAAAAUGGACAUGCUAGUAAAGCUCUUGGGUUCUUUCGCCGAAUGGGUGUUGCUGGAAUUAAGCCUGAUGCAGUUACAAUUGUGAGUGCUCUUUCAGCUUGUGGUCAAUUAGGUUGUUUGGAGAUUGGGGAGGAAAUUUAUGGAGUGGCCAGAAAUGAAGGGAUUGAUUGCAAUAUGAUUGUUGAAAAUGCACGGCUUGACAUGUAUGUGAAAUGUGGUAGCAUUGACAUUGCAAGGGCCUUGUUUAUAAACAUGCCUCAAAAGAAUGUCAUUUCAUGGAGUACUAUGAUUUUGGGUUAUGCCAUCAAUGGGGAGAGUGAAAAGGCACUGGCUUUGUUCUCUAGGAUGCAAAAUGAGGGAUUCCAACCAAACCAUGUUACCUAUUUAGGGGUUCUAUCUGCUUGUAGCCAUGCUGGGCUAGUAAAUGAAGGCUGGGCAUAUUUCGGCCGUAUGGCUCGAUCAAGUGAGAAGAAUUUUCAACCAAGAAAAGAGCACUAUGCUUGUAUGGUUGACCUUCUUGGUCGGUCAGGGCAUCUUGAGGAGGCGUAUAACUUCAUUAAAAGUAUGCCCAUAGAGCCAGAUGCAGGAGUCUGGGGGGCUUUAUUGGGUGCCUGUGCAAUUCAUCAUGAUGUCAAAUUAGGGCAGCAUGUAGCAGACUUGCUCUUUCAAGUAGCUGCUGACAGUGCUUCAUAUCACGUUUUAAUGUCUAACAUGUAUGCAGCUGCUGGGAGGUGGGAUUUUGUCGACAAGGUGAGACAGAGAAUGCGAAAGAAAGGCAUUAAAAAGGUAGCUGGUUAUAGUGCAGUUGAAUUCAAUAGCGAUUUUCAUGUUUUCUACGGGGGAGAUAGAUCGCAUGGACAGUCAGCCUUAAUAUACGAGAAGUUAGGGGAUUUAUUUGAACAGAUAAAGAGUAUGGGCUACAUUCCCAAAACUGGUUCUGUGUUCCAUGAUGUAGAAACAGAGGAAAAGGAAGUCACAGUCGGGAGUCAUAGUGAAAAACUUGCUAUUGCAUUUGGUCUCAUCAAUAUUCGGCCUGGAUAUCCCAUCAGGGUGAUGAAGAAUUUGAGAACUUGCGAUGACUGCCAUACUUUUUCCAAGUUCGUCUCCAAAGUCACAACGAGGGAGAUUAUUCUGAGAGAUAAGAUUCGUUUUCAUCAUUUUAGAAAUGGGGUUUGUUCAUGCAAAGACUUUUGGUGAUUAUUGCAUAAGU
Molecule: messenger RNA, 2147 nt
Organism: Juglans microcarpa x Juglans regia
Lineage: Eukaryota; Viridiplantae; Streptophyta; Magnoliopsida; Fagales; Juglandaceae
Product: pentatricopeptide repeat-containing protein At2g01510, mitochondrial
Exons: 1
Coding region: 197-2134 (645 amino acids)
Biological process (GO): RNA modification
Molecular function (GO): protein binding; zinc ion binding; RNA binding
Source: RefSeq, a predicted model, not a curated record